AUGUUGACGAGUUCAUUAGUUUUUGGCUUUAGAAAUAUGAUUCAAUUUCCAAAACAACAAAAGAAGAGAAAGGAAUUGAAUAGAAAGGCGACUGUUGGUAAUUUGAAUAGUGAUAAAGGUGAUAUGAGAAAUGUUAGUGCUAAUUCGUUUGUAUUCGAAAGUGAAAUGAUUAGUUUGGGAAGAGAAGAGCAAGAACCUAAUACUUUUGAACAAUUGGGAUCUAUCGGAUUGAAUAUUUUGAAAAAGACUGAAGAAAAACCAAGUACCACCUCAUCAAUUAAUCAACCAAUUCAGGUUGAAAUUAGUAGAAACCUUUCGUCUUCCUCUGUGAUGAAUUCUUCAAUGAAAAAUCUCAAGACCAUCAAUACUACACCAGUUAGUUCACCUAAUUUUUGGUCUCUCUACACUCCUCUUAUCAUUCUAAUCACAAUUUUAUUAAUUCUCUCCUUAAUUUGCAUCUGUAUUGUAACAGCAAUUUCAAUUUACCAAGUUGACUAUUUAACACAAAAUAUUCAAACAUUUAAUUUAGACAAUUCACAUCCUGAAUGGACAAACACAAGAACCAUGACUGAAUCUUACGGAUCCACCAAGACAUACACUGAAACUCUUAUCCAAUUGACUUCAUCUCAACAAUCCAAAGCUCUCUAUGGGUUGUACUCUGCCAAUUCAACACUCCGCAUUCUCCUCUUCAAGAAUCAAAGCUUAUAUGAUGAGUUUGAUACAUCCAACUCUAUUAAUUACUACUCUUCUGAUGUAAAGGAGAUUAACAAGACGAAACAGGGUGUUAUUUUGAAUUCAUGGAAAUUGUGGAAUGGAAAUUCAGAUUCAAGCUCACAACAAACAUUUCAUUUGUUAAUUCAGGUGGAGAAUUCAUCAUCUGCUUAUGAAGCAAUAUUCCACUUGAUUGUUGAGGAUGAAAACUAUUCAAAUGCUUCAAACUUUUUAGUUUUUGUGUGGAUUUUAAUUUUGGAAAUUUUAGUGUGUUUGAUAGUUUCGAAUCAAAUUUACUUGUCAAUGAUUUCUUACGAUCCAACCAAUAAGCAACUUUUCAUUAGUGAGUGGACAUCUCCUUUUACAUUUUUCUCGUGUAAGAAAGAAUCAGAAAGUGAAAUUUCAUCAAAGAAAGAUGUUACAAUAGAAUUUAAGAAUUUGAGUUUUCACAGUUUUGAGGGAAAACGAAUUUUGAAUAAUAUUUCAGGAAGAAUUGAAUCAGGAAAGUUGACAGCCGUGAUGGGUUCAACAGGGAGUGGUAAAUCAAGUUUCUUAACUGUGCUGAGUAAGAGAGCUCACUAUGGAGUUCAAGAAGGAGAAAUUAAACUAAAUGGACGAAUUCUUACAGAAAGUUUAAAGAAGGCCAUUGGUUUUGUCCCUCAAGAUGACAUUAUGAUCUCAAGUUUACAAAUCUGGGAAACUCUUAUGUUCAGUUCCAUCUACCGAUCCAUGACAUCAUUAUUCUUUCCCCUGUUUCGAAAGGUCAAAGAAACUGCCGAAAUGUUAAACAUUCGCCACAAACUCUUCAGUACCAUUGGUGAUGUCAACAAGAAAGUCCUCAGUGGUGGAGAAAAGAAACGUCUCAAUGUAGGCAUUGAAAUAAUCAACGAAUGUCAGGUCCUCCUCCUCGACGAACCAACAAGUGGCCUGGACAGUAAGCAAGCUCUUUUGUUGUGUAAAAUUCUGGCCCAGAAAACAAAGAAUGAAGGGUUGAAUGUUAUUUGCGUGAUUCAUCAGCCAUCUGCUGAGAUUUAUGAAAUGUUUGAUGAUUUGAUAUUGUUUAGGAAUGGUGAGAUGAUUGCUCAUGGAGAUGCCAAGCAGAUUGCAAGUAAAUGUGCGAAGGAUAUUUUGCAAAUUUCAGAUAAUUUUGAAAAGCAAGACGAAAGUGAGGGAAAGGAGAGUGAGGAGUAUAAUAAUCCUGGAGAUUGUGUGAUUGCUGCCAUGGAUAUAAUGACAGCAGAACAGCAACAGGAACUGAUUAGGAUUCAACCCUCCCUCAGUAAGUUUAAACUUGAUAAGGGUGGAUAUCAAAAUGAAAUGUCAAAUUUCAUUCCUGUUCCAAAUGUGCCAUUCUACAUUCAAGGAUUGGCAUUCUUAUUCAGAGGAGUACUCCAAAUCUUCCAUGAAUUCUCAUCAUUUGCCACUGAUCUCCUCAUUAACACAAUUAGUGGAAUUUUCAUUGGCGCCAUUUUUGUUGGAAGUUUAAAUUAUAAUGGUCAGAGUACUGAAGAAAUUGCAAAGAAAUGCCCAACUUAUCUCUACUCGACAUGUUCCCAGGCACAAGAGGAUGAUAUUUCUGCAUUUAUUAGUAUUUUGGUUCUUUCGAUUAGUUUAUCUUCAAUACUGAGCUCUUUGAGUAUUUUUGGAAGGGAUAAGGUUGUGUUUCGUAGAGAAUCUCAAAGUGGACUCAAUUCAUUGGUUUACUUUUUGGUGAAGGAUGUGAUGGCAUUUAUUCCAAUUAGUUUGGCUUCAUUCUUUUUCACAAUUUCUAGUUAUUAUUUGGCUAGUCCAAAAGGAUCGCUGGUUGACUAUUUUAAACUGAACUUUCUGAUAACUGCCACAACUUAUCCGAUUGGAUAUAUCAUUUCCAUAGCGAUGAGGACUGAGAUCUCUCAGAUCGCUUCUGGCUUAGUUGUGUUCGUUGUGUAUUUAUUCUCCGGUGUAACUCCAACUAUUCCUGAAAUAAGUAGUUUCUAUUUUCCUUAUUCCUGGCUUCCACACUUUUCCUUUUUGAGAUAUGCAAAUGAGAUAUUAUACUUGAAUGAGUUGAAAAAUUAUUCAUCCUACGGCAAGAGUGUUGAGUCGAAAGGUUACAUUAUGGAAAUGAUUGAUGUGAAUAUGAUGUUCAUGGUUUCGUUUGCUUUCUUUUUCCAUAUUUUGGCAGCUGUUGUGUUGUGGCAAUCUGUACCUGGUUCUUAUGUUAGCAUUUGGACUAGUUUGAUUAAGAGUAAGGUUACUUUAUUCAUUCAAACUAUUAGAAAUCUAAAAAACAAGACGAGCAAAAAUUCCUAA
Naegleria gruberi is the source of this 3003-nucleotide messenger RNA. RefSeq lists its product as uncharacterized. The transcript has a single exon. Lineage: Eukaryota; Heterolobosea; Eutetramitea; Acrasida; Naegleriidae. Gene Ontology annotation, molecular function: ATP binding; ATP hydrolysis activity; ABC-type transporter activity. The record is from RefSeq and is a predicted model, not a curated record. Bases 1 to 3003 code for a protein of 1000 amino acids.